AAGUCUUGGGGUUGCCUAUAAAACCAAAAGCUUGUGAGCUUUUUUCAUUCUCAUUCUACAGCAAAACUGAAAAUAUUUUGCAUUCUGUUGUUUGUUUCUCUUUUUAACUUAUUCUUGAACUAGAGCGAAAGAAACGAUGGGUAGAGAUGGCGUACUCAUUAUACUAUCACUUCUUGUUUUUGGAGCUGUCACGGUGUGUAAUGCUGAUGGGUUGGGGCAGCAUUUCUACCGCACAAGUUGCCCACAAGCUGAGCUGACGGUGAGGACAAUCACAAGAAAUAGGGCUCAAAGUAACUCCGCUCUGGCUGCUAAACUCUUAAGGAUGCACUUUCAUGACUGUUUUGUUAGGGGAUGCGAUGCAUCGAUACUGUUAGAUGCAGUUGGAACCACUGAAGCUGAAAAAGAUGCAAUUCCAAAUGGAUCAUUGUCAGGUUAUGAUGUGAUUGAUGAAAUUAAAACUGAACUCGAGCAAAUUUGCCCUGGAAUAGUUUCAUGUGCAGACAUUCUUGCCUUGGCUGCUCGUGAUGCUGUUUCCUUACCGUUUAAUAGGCCUUUAUGGGAAGUCUUAACUGGAAGAAGAGAUGGCAAUGUUUCUCUCGCAUCUGAUAUCGAUACAAACCUGCCCUCCCCCUUCUCAGACUUCACCACUCUUUUGCAACUAUUUACCAACAAGGGUCUUGAUCUUAAUGAUCUUGUGGUUCUAUCAGGUGGACACACAAUAGGAGUUGCUCACUGUGCUACUUUCUCAAACAGGCUGUAUAACUUCAAUGGUACUAAUGGAAGUGAUCCUUCCUUAGAUCCACAAUAUGCAGAAUUCUUGAAAACCCAAUGCCCUAAUCUAGUCGAUCCAGCAACAACUGUGGAGAUGGAUCCUCAAAGCUCACUAAUAUUUGAUAAUAAUUACUUCAAAAUCCUUCUCCAAAACGAAGGUCUUUUCCAGUCUGAUGCUGCACUGCUCCAAAAUGAACAAUCGGCCGGGAUAGUCAGACGGCUGAUGAUAUCCAAUGCCUUCUUCGCCAAGUUUGCCAUCUCAAUGAAGAAAAUGGGAGCCAUUGAAGUGCUUACAGGAGCUGCUGGACAGAUUAGGAAGAAUUGCCAUGUAGUAAAUCCUCAAGGAUAAAAUAAUAAUACAAAAAAGAAAUUCAACUAUAAUAAACAA
This is a messenger RNA of Hevea brasiliensis (rubber tree), 1159 nucleotides long. Its product is annotated as peroxidase 24-like. NCBI's taxonomy places the organism in Eukaryota, Viridiplantae, Streptophyta, Magnoliopsida, Malpighiales, Euphorbiaceae. The record is from RefSeq and is a predicted model, not a curated record. Gene Ontology annotation, biological process: hydrogen peroxide catabolic process; response to oxidative stress. The coding region runs from base 137 to 1120 and encodes 327 amino acids. Gene Ontology annotation, molecular function: peroxidase activity; heme binding. The transcript has 4 exons. Gene Ontology annotation, cellular component: plant-type cell wall; plasmodesma.